Molecule: messenger RNA, 1417 nt
Organism: Phytophthora infestans T30-4
Lineage: Eukaryota; Oomycota; Peronosporomycetes; Peronosporales; Peronosporaceae
Product: protein kinase, putative
Exons: 6
Coding region: 26-1417 (463 amino acids)
Biological process (GO): protein phosphorylation
Molecular function (GO): ATP binding; protein serine/threonine kinase activity
Source: RefSeq, a predicted model, not a curated record
GGUCACUAGCGUCACUCCCUUCGCGAUGCCGUCGACCCUCACCAAGGCCGAAUCCGAGGACUUCGCGGCGGCUAAAGCUCCGCCACAGGCCCCGCAAGUGGCGGACAAAGCGCCGUCUAAGUCGCGCAAUGGAUCUAAGCGUGACAAGCUCCGACGCUUCACCUUCAAACGACUCAGUCGCAAACACGAGGCAAUCGCAGAGAACGAGAGCGAAGACGCAGCAGUACUGGCUUCACCCGCGUCUUCAGACAGCACAAGCAGUGUAAGCACCGACACGAGCGGCUCGAAGCACCCGGUGGGGCCUCAAGACUUCGAUCUACUGUGUGUCAUCGGCCAAGGAGCUUUCGGUAAAGUGAUUCAAGUGCGACACCAGCCAACGGACGAGAUUCUGGCGAUGAAAAUUGUGUCCAACAAGUACAUCGUGCAACACAACUCGGUGUCGUAUCUGCAGGCGGAGAGGGACAUCAUGACCAAGAUCAACCACCCGUUCCUCAUUAGUCUGAGAUAUGCCUUCCAAACCAAGUCGAAUGUGUACUUGGUGAUGCCUUUUGUGGCGGGUGGGGAGCUCUUCCAUCAUCUGCACAAGGAGGGACUGCUGCUCGAAAGCUCGGCCAAGUUCUACGCUGCUGAAAUGGUACUAGCACUGGAACAUUUACACUCAAAGGGCAUCAUUCAUCGAGACUUGAAGCCUGAAAAUGUGCUGCUUGGUGCUGAUGGACACAUCCGCUUGACGGACUUUGGCCUCGCCAAAGAGAUGGCAGAUGAGGACGACUCGACGAGUACCAUGUGUGGCACGAACGAGUACAUGCCGCCGGAAAUGAUCCGUCGGAAGGCAUACAACCAGGCAGUCGACUGGUGGGCGCUUGGUGCCCUCAUCUACGAAAUGGUCACUGGUUACCCGCCAUUCAGACACAAGAACCGCAAGAAACUCCAUCAUAAAAUUCUCAACGAGAAGCUCCCUCUCCCCAAGUGGCUUGGCCCUGAUACCCACUCCAUUCUAAAGCAACUGCUGGAGCGAAAUGUGGACAAGCGUCUGGGGUCCGGCAAGUCGACGAUGUUCCAGGUGAAAGGUGUGCAGGCCAUCAAGAAGCACGCCUUCUUCAAGGGCAUUGACUGGGGGUUGUUAGAGGACAAGAAGGUGCAGCCACCUAUCGUGCCCAAUGUUCUCAGCAACACAGACACCACGUACUUCUCCGAGGAGUUUACGACCCAAGACGUAGGACGUCGCAGUCGCAUUGACAGUUCUGGCGCUAGUGGCGACUCCACAAAGCUCUUUGCACGCUUCUCGUGGGUCGCUGACGACGCCCCAAGCUUUGCGGAUAUCGUUCGUGCCGGUGGCCCAAAUGAAGACCCGGCCGACGCGGUGGCUGACGGUGUCGCGAAAGUUGCAAUUGCUGAAGACCCCAACACCCCCUAG